Aspergillus brunneoviolaceus CBS 621.78 is the source of this 423-nucleotide messenger RNA. RefSeq lists its product as uncharacterized. NCBI's taxonomy places the organism in Eukaryota, Fungi, Ascomycota, Eurotiomycetes, Eurotiales, Aspergillaceae. The record is from RefSeq and is a predicted model, not a curated record. The coding region runs from base 84 to 329 and encodes 81 amino acids. The transcript has a single exon.
GCUUUUCCUCAGUACCAUACCCCGGCCGGAUUGACACCAAAAGUAACCUUAAUGAGCCUUGAUCUGUUUUUGACGUUCUUUUCAUGACGGCUGUAUUUUUGGAGGCUGUCUGGUUUGUGACUUUGUUCCUUUCUGUAUCGGUACAUAUUGAUGCACCGCAUGAUUCCCAUGGAGCCUGCUCUUAUUUUGUGUUUAUUAAGGUGGGAUUUGCGAUAGAGUGGUGGGUGGACGUAUUUCAUUGUUGCGGAUCAUACCUGCAAUCCCUUGUUUUCCUCCUCACGGGGAUUUAUAUCUGUGCAUCAUCUUAUCGCGAUCUAUAUGUGGAUUGAAGCACAUUCGACAGGGAGCGAAUUCAUGAAUGAGAACGAUUAUCGAAGUGAAGGAGUGCGUGAGGGGACGUUUCAUUACAAAUGCAUUAAUAGC